Molecule: messenger RNA, 1834 nt
Organism: Cornus florida
Lineage: Eukaryota; Viridiplantae; Streptophyta; Magnoliopsida; Cornales; Cornaceae
Exons: 13
Coding region: 542-1654 (370 amino acids)
Source: RefSeq, a predicted model, not a curated record
CCUCACGUGCUUCUGGUGGGAAAAAGACAGUUCUGCACCUUCUUUUGAGUAUCGCAUCCACAGAUCAAACGCAACCUGGCUCGGAGACAAAUUUUUGUGAUGUCCCAAUUCGAAGAAACCAAAAACACAGCUUUCGCAGUCGAUUCUCUCAGCAGAACUGAAGCUUCACCUCUGAACUCUCUCUCUGAUCAUUUCUCUCUCUCUCUAUCUAUCUAUGGUGAUCGCAGCAGCUGCAUCAAUCUUCCUUGUGAUUUGCCGUUUUUGGCUGAAAAUUCUUAAUGCUGUUCAGUUCGGUUGCUGAGAAAACAGAAGAAAAGAAAAGGAAGGGAUUGGUUCGUCAACAGCAUAUGGAAUCACUAGCAGUUGGAUCAAACCUCCUCUCGAUGGUCAAAGAGUUUCUGACCUCUCAGCCAUAAGUUUUAGAUGCAGGAGUCCACUUUUUGGAGUUAAGCAUAGGUUGCCUGUGGGACAUGACAUUUGCCUUUCAAAAGUUUCAGUUGCUGCAGAUUAUUCAGAUUCAGUUCCUGAUUCGUCUAAUCAUAUGGGUAACCAUGGCUAUCAUCCCCUUGAAGAACUGAAAGAUCGCAAAAGAGUUCGUGAAACUAGGCUCCCCUAUGCUGAGAUAGCAAGGACUACUGUUGAGGCCAACAAAAGUGCUUUGUUGAUCUUCCCUGGCACAGUACAUAAUGAACCACAUGAAAACAUCUCAUGGGCUGAAUUUCAGUAUGUUGUUGAUGAAUAUGGAGAUAUAUUUUUUGAAAUUUCUGAUGAUGAAAACAUCUUGCAAGAUCGUGGAGCAAGUAACCCUGUGAAUGCUUUAUUCGGGAUGGAUAUCCCAAUAUAUGAGCACAGAAGAGUAGCUGCUGUUGAAUUUGAUGUUUUAGACAGUGACAGCAGUGAUGGUAUUCUUCCUUCCAAUGGUGAUUUAUUUGAGGUUGAGGGUUCUGAAAUGUCUGAUAUUUCGGUUUACUGGGGGAUGCCAGAUACUUUCAGCUCAGUUCAUCCAAUCUAUUUUGCCAAGUGCCUUACCAAGUCCGUUAAUAUGGAAUAUGCUAAAAAAAUGGACCAUCCUUCAAAUGGUGUCUCAAUUCUGGGAUGCCUCAGUCCUGCCUUUAUUGAUGAUGAAUUACAUAUACGAAGGCUCUUCAGCAGUGAAAAUAGUGAUAGCUACACCUCCGACUGGAAAGAUGGCGGAAUGCUGAGCUUUAGUUCCAAAGAUGACAGAAACUGCACUAGUUCAACUGUUUACAGGUUGGAGAUCAUGACAGUAGAGCUGUUCUCUGUGUACGGUGUUCAGUCAGCAAUAAAUGUGGAUGAAUUUCAAGAUGCUGUGCCUGAUGCUCUUGUACACUCUACUCCAGCAAUUGUAGAGCGAUUCUGUGAGAAGGGAGUGAGCUGCAGCUGUGCUCUUAAAGAUCUCUGCAACAAGAAGGGACUCCAUGUUGAGGGAGCUAAUCUGAUUGGAGUCGACAGUCUUGGCAUGGAUGUUAGAGUUUGCUCUGGGAUUGAAGUACGAACCUUCCGUUUUCCCUUCAAAGUCAGGGCAAAAACUGAGGAUUCUGCCAAAAAACAGAUCCAGCAGCUCUUGUUUCCACAGUCGCGCCGGAAAAAAAUGAGGACUCUUGGUGAACUCGAGGAGCCAGAUUUACUUUAAAUCUCCUGUGCUGAGUUCCUGAUGGAAAUCGAAUUUUAAAAAAUAAGUUGCCGGCCAAAGUUAGCCUUCAACAAUUUUCAUUUCUCUCUCAGUUUUGUAUUUUAGUUUUAUCUUGUACAGGAUUUUGAAACUCUCAACUUAAACUCAAUAUAGUAUCUAUCUCAUAUCAAUUUACCUGAA